AUGAAACAUGUGCAAGUUGGUAUUAUAAGUGAUAAAUCAUUUGAUUACAAGCAGCUUAUCAAAGUUUUAACGAAGAACAACACAAUGCAUACUAUCUACAAUGCUUUAGAAGGACCUUUAGAAAUUUCUUUCACUGAAUUCAGUGAUGAGUUAAAACAUUCCUAUAAUUUGCUUUUAUACAUCAUUGGUGGAUCAAAAGAUAUUGUUAAAGAUGUUGAUAAUUCAACCCUUUCCAAAUUAAAUUCGUGCGCUCAAAAAGCUAUCGUGGUUGUAAACAAUCAUCAUGAACAAAGCGAAUUGUCAUCACUCGAAACACAAUUACAACCUGUUUUUGUCACAAAUGUUUUUCUUCAAACUAAUGAAGGAAUUGAUUCAUUGCUUUAUCUUAUUUCUGAAUUUACAUUUGGUAAACCAAACAUCAUUUACGAUCCACAGAACAUCUUAAGAAAGUUUAAUAAGUAUUUAGAAAUUAUCACACCAAAACGCGUUGUCGAAUUCCAUCCUGCUACAAAUACUAAGGUUUGCACUAAGGCUAGUGCAAGUUUCCGUGUUCCUGCAAAUGAUAAUUAUGAAUGGAAAGAAUUUGAUAAUUCCAAUGGAUACGAAUUUGGUGAAACCCGAUAUGACUGGUUUGCUUUCAGUGGAGAUAUCGAGAUACCUUCAUCUUACGAUCCAACAAAGCAUAAUCUUCAUGCAAAAUUCAAUAUCAACAGAAAUUACUUAUGCAGACCAUGGGAUGAUGAUUUUCCAGCUGGUCCUGAAGGUAGAAUAUGGCUGAAUGGUGAAGCACUUGGUGCUAUCGAUGAAUUCCAUAACUCCCAAAUUAUAAAACAGGGAGGACACGUUGAAGUACGUAUUUUCACUGGCCGUUGCACAGCAUCUCACAAUCUAACACAGUUUGGCCUUGAAAUUACCGACAAAAAUACAGAUGCUCUUUAUUAUAGAUUAAAAUUCAUGACUGCACUCAUCAAACAGCUUAAAGACACUAAUACUGACAGAGCUAAACUCAUCCAUCUUGUCGAUGCUGCUGUCAGAGAGCUCGAUGUCCGAGAUUUGAAUGGACCAAUUGGAUUAUUACCAGUAAGACGUCAUGAUCCACACGAUAUGGCCUUCUACUCUUCCGUUCCGAAGGCUCUUGAGAUCCUCAGGAGCAUCCACAACAUCAGAGGAAGAGCAGAACCCGAUGGACCAUGCAUUUCCAUAAUUGGCUACUCCCAUUUGGACACUUGCUGGGAAUGGCCAUACUCCAUUCUUCAUUUUAAGAGCGCAAACACCGCUUCUUCAAUGUUACACCUCAUAGAAAAUCCACCUGACGAAUUUGAUAAUCCUGUCAUGUGGAAAUUCCUCGCCACAGCCAGCCAGCACUACAAAUGGAUGUCUGAGGAUGAUCCCACACUCUACUCCCGUGUUCUAUCAGCGAUUCAUGAUGGCAGAUGGGUUGCAGAUGGUGUAACAUGGCUUGAACAUGAAACAAAUUUAAUGAACGGCGAAAGUAUGAUCAGACAGUUCCUUUACGGCAAAUCCUAUUUCGAAGACAUAAUAGGACAAAAGCAGACAACACUUAUAUUACCAGAUUGUUUCGGUUUCUCAGCGAGUUUGCCUCAAGUCAUGAAGAAUUUCGGCAUCGAUUCAUUUUUGACAUCAAAAAUUUCAUGGUGCGAAUACAACGAUUUCCCUUACCACACAUUUAAUUGGAGAGGAAAUGAUGGCAGUGAAGUACUUGGCCACUUUGUUACUACUCCAAGCAGCUGGAGCUACCAGACAUCAACAUACACAGGAACAGCAACAAUUCCUGAAUUACUUGGAACAUAUGAUUGCUACAAACAGAAGGAUAUCUGCAGACAUAGUGCAAUACAUAUGGCAGGAAAUGGAGAUGGUGGUGGUGGAAUUACAGAAGAAAUGAUAUGGAACUUCAAUUUGAUGAACGAGUUGCCAAGACUUGAAGGUGUUCCUGCUGUUAAAUUCCCAACAAUGUCCGAAAUUUUCGAUGAAAUUCGCCGUAAAAAGGAUAGUUUGCCAACAUGGGAUGACGAAUUAUAUUUGGAAUAUCAUAGAGGAACACUAACAUCACAAGAAGAGGUAAAGCGUCAAAACAGAAAGCUUGAAUCUCAUCUCAAGAAUGCAGAGUUCAUCUUGACUGUUCUCAAAGCCGUUUAUAAUUUCACCGGGGAAGUUGAUUACCAGAAAUCUCCGAAAAAUUUGUGGGAAGAGGUAUUAUUGUAUCAAUUCCAUGAUGCAUUGCCAGGAACAAGUGUUAAUGAAGCAAACAUGCAAAUACUCACUAGAGGAACACAAACACUCCAAAAAGUUAAAGAAAUUGAAAACUUUUUGGCUGAAAAAUUAUCUGAACAAGAAGAUUCGAAUUUGUUGAUUUCCACUGUCUGCCCAUUCUAUGGAUGGAAGUCCUGUGAUAAAGUUCAGAGAGAUGAGUUCAAAACAACAUUCUAUGAGAGAAAUAAAGAUGAAUCUCAUACAACAUACGAGUUCUCAUUUGAUGAUGUUGAUACAACUGUCAAGAGCAAGUUCGAGUUUGACUUCCAGACAAAGACAGUUAAGAAUGACAAGAUGACAGUCGUUUUUAACGAAAAAGGCGGAAUUAAAUCUCUCAAAGUUGGCACUCGUCAGUUUAUCGAAGAAAAUGAUGACUGUCCAUUCCAUUUCUACGAAGAUAGAUCCAUUAACUGGCCAGCCUGGGACAUUCAGCUCUAUCAUAAAGAAAUGGAACUCGAAAGUCCAGUUUUCACCUCUAUUUCAGCCAUAAACGACGACCAAUUGGAAGUUACAUGGGAAAUCCCUGAAAUUGGUGAAGCAAAGGCCGAAAAAUCCGUCAUCAAACAAAUUAUUUCGAUUAAUGAUACUACGAUCGAUAUGAAAACCACUGUCAACUGGUCCCAACACGAUAAACUCCUCAAGUACGUCCUCCCUACCAAGAUCCGAUCCAGAACAGCCAAGUUUGGACUCCAAUUCGGAUAUCUCGAGCGAGAAACGCAUUCUAACACCAAACGCGACAUGGCAAGGUUCGAAUCAUGUGGUAGAUGGGCCGAUCUAUCAGAUUCCCAUGGUGGAAUCACGAUGACAAGCGAUGUCAAGGCCGGAUUUGACAUUCACGGCAUAACAAUGAUGAUGUCGCUGCUCAAAGCACCAAUGCAGACUGACAAAUGGGCUGAUUUCGGUAUCAGAAGGUUUAUCAUCAGAUUGGACUUCCAUAACCAAGAAUUCUCUCCAAAAUCGCAAAUUUUGGCCGACCAAUUAAAUUACCCACCAACAUUUUGCGAUAUCGGAAAGUCUCAGCCAGUUGAGAAAGAAUUCUUGAAAAUUGAGGAAAAUAAGCUGAUUUUGACAUGUUUGAAGGUCAGCGAAGACGGAAAAGGAUUCAUUGCAAGGUUUGUUGAACCAAGUGGUGGAUUCACAACAGCAAAUGUCGAAUUUCCUCUUUUGGAAGGAGAUUGGAAAUUUGAUUUGGUAAACAUGGAAGAAAAGAAUGAAAUUCCGCUCGAAUACAACAAAGAAAAGAAGUCUAUCACAUUGGAAGCUGAAAUGUUCCAGGUUUUGACAGUGAAAUUUAGUAAGAUUUGA
Molecule: messenger RNA, 3576 nt
Organism: Trichomonas vaginalis G3
Lineage: Eukaryota; Parabasalia; Trichomonadida; Trichomonadidae
Product: glycosyl hydrolase
Exons: 1
Coding region: 1-3576 (1191 amino acids)
Biological process (GO): mannose metabolic process; oligosaccharide catabolic process
Molecular function (GO): alpha-mannosidase activity; carbohydrate binding
Source: RefSeq, a predicted model, not a curated record